Messenger RNA from Aspergillus alliaceus, 348 nucleotides. RefSeq lists its product as uncharacterized. The transcript has 2 exons. The coding region runs from base 1 to 348 and encodes 115 amino acids. Lineage: Eukaryota; Fungi; Ascomycota; Eurotiomycetes; Eurotiales; Aspergillaceae. The record is from RefSeq and is a predicted model, not a curated record.
AUGCUCUUCAGCACCAUCAUUGCCUCCACCAUGGCUCUCACCAUGGGUGUUUCCGCGGCUCCCGCCCCUCGGGACGACCCCCGUUACGUCCAGCUGCGUAUCUACGGCGAAUCCGGUUGUUUCGAACAGAACCAAGGCGAGAUGGGAAUCUAUGGCGACAAACUCAACAAGUGCCAGACCUUCGGCGACACCACUGUGAAGUCCGUGCGCUUCGAGUAUGCGCUGCGUGACAACUGUACCGUGGCCAUUUACAAUGACAUUACCUGCCACCUUAAUCGCCACGAUGUCAAGAUUAACACUUGUCUAUCUGGUGACAAGGAGUACGGCAGCUACCUUGUCCAGUGCUAA